Messenger RNA from Rhincodon typus (whale shark), 1788 nucleotides. RefSeq names its product cytochrome c oxidase assembly factor 8. The transcript has 6 exons. The record is from RefSeq and is a predicted model, not a curated record. Bases 564 to 1190 code for a protein of 208 amino acids. Gene Ontology annotation, biological process: intrinsic apoptotic signaling pathway. Gene Ontology annotation, cellular component: mitochondrion. Lineage: Eukaryota; Metazoa; Chordata; Chondrichthyes; Orectolobiformes; Rhincodontidae.
UGGAUGCACACAGCAGGCCAUGCAGCAUCAGAGGAGCAGGAAAGCUGACGUUUCGGGUCUGGACCCUUCUCUGAUGCUGCCGGGCCUGCUGUGUUCACCAGCUCCACACCUUGUUAUCUCAGACUCCAGCAUCGGCAGUUUCUAAUAUCUCUGAGUAAUUCAUGAGGCGUUGGCGCAGGCUCUGAGAGAUAAACUCCACGUUAGGCUCUGUCAUACAGGCCAGGCCGCACCGGUUAUACCGAAAGAGAGCGUGCGCGAGACUCGCUCCCAAACCGCGCGCGCGCCCGAUUCAACACACCGUCAUUAUGUACCGAACCGGUACAGGGAGACGAGUUCACUCCCGGUCAAACCCACCAGAAGCUCCUUCUGGAUCCUUCCACUCACCAACCAACUGCCUAGCCGGGAACUCUCUGGAAAACGCUAGUUCGAAGAGUUUUCGACCACGCAUACGCGGAGAGCCAAACCCCGCCAACUGCCGGAUCGCUUCACGACAGGAUGUCGGUUCCUUACUGCCGUAAACUGGAACAGCUCGGGACAAGGCGGAUGGUCGUGUCUUCUUAGCGAUGAGCUGCAGGUCGAUAACUGUCUUUUCGUUUGUUGGAAAAUUGUCGAGGGCAAGAAUAUUUCAUAGUACCCGGGUAAAGGAAGCUGGAGGGGACAAAUACGUGGUGUUGGCAGGAAGGUGCUGUCCAGUUUCGAGCAGUGCUGCUGAUCAAAGUGAAAAUGGUGCCGAGAUUUCAAGUUUCCAGCCUCCUGCGGACUUGCACCAUGACUGGGUUGGCCCUCCAGAUAGGCUUUCAAACCUAAGACCUAUGAAGUUUUAUACACCAAAGCUUGAAUCCAAACUGGAGCAGGAGCUGAGGAAUUUAAGGAUGGACACACAAGACUGGAACCAGAACUUUUGGUUGAAUCAGAACAUAACUUUCAACAAGGAGAAAGAGAAGUUCAUACACUCCCGCUUAAAGGCAAAAGGAAUCGGUUUAAGAGAUGAGGAAGGGAGAAAAAAUACUCUCAGUGCAGAAGAGAUGGCUGAAUUUUAUAAGGAAUUUCUUGAUAUAAAUUAUAAUAAACAUGUGAACUACAAUAAGGAAUGGUACAAGCGUAAUUUUACUAUCACAUGGUUAAUGGGUCGAGUUGUACUGCAGAAUGCCUGGAGGAAAUGGAGAAGGAGGAAGGAAGUCGAACAAUGAAAAUCCUGUUCUAUGAAAACUUUAAUUUCUUUUGGCCAAUCCAACUACUGGUCAGCGGUGAUUUCAAGACUCAUUGACAAUGGUCCUCUUGGAGGUUGAGAGAUUACUGGACAUCCUCUUGUUUGAUGUGAUCAUUACCAAGACAUUAUGUUGUGCCACGUCUCCUACUACUUUUCUGCUGAUGACUGGAUUUAUGAUGUAGAUUGGCAUGGAGCAUUUCAAUAUCUUAUGAGUUGCUUCUUAGCAUAUCAUUGUGUGUACUGCUUGACAACUUCGAACUGAACCACCCUGAAUUUCAAUUCACAGCCUAUGUUAGCCCAUUUUGACUCUACCUGGUUUUCUUGCCUCAAACUUCUCCGAUUUUGACAUAUGCAUCCUUUCUGUAUAUGUGCCAAAUUUCAAGUUCAUUACUACUCUGCUCUGUUAAACUGCAAGCUAUUACAAAGAGAUGUGAAUUCAAAUGUAAGUAAGAAAAAUUACUUCAUAUUUAGUACUUCAUGCAGAGGUUGAUAAAGAUUGAGUAACUAACCAGGGAUGUCAUGUAAGCAAAAGUGUAUCACUUUUUAAUUGAUAAGAUUAUUAAAGUGUAAAAAGUCUA